AUGAAUAUGAUGCAAAUGAAGGACGCACAUUUGAAUGGAGAUAAACGGUAUCGAAACGGGAAUCCGAAAUCAUUUGGAAAGAACUCCUCGACGCCUGAGGCAGCAUGUUUUGGUGCACCAUGCUCCAUUCCAGGCUCCUCGAUUGGGUGCCGGGGCAUUUGUGGAAGGAGUUGGGUGCCAGCUUCCCGUUUCCUCGCUCUGCCCGCUGUCCACCGCAAGCAAUUUUCGAAAAAUCCUUUGGCUUCUGAGAGCAAUCCACCACCACCCACACAACACCACCUCUCUCACACCCGUCGACCGUCGUCACCCUCUUCCCUGUUGUGCUUGUCGCCCUUGAGAGACCCAUUGGCAAACGUUGCGAUUGCCAUCGACGACACACUCAACCCGGGACACCUCCCCCCUCUCCUCUCCCGUUCUCUUCCGUCGACGAGAAAGUCUACUUCGCCCAACAUGUUCGCAAGGUCCAGCCUGCGGUCCACGCGGGCGUUUUCCGGCAUCAAUGUCACCAAGCGCGCCGCUUCUACGAGCUCCGGUGCCGCCGAGGCCUCGCCCCUGCGCCUGAACAUCGCUGCCGCCGCGUCCACUGCCGUCGCCAUCGGCUCGGCUGCCUGGUACUACCACCUUUACGGCCCUGUUGCCCAGGCGGCGACGCCGGCAGAAGAGGGUCUCCACCCCGCCAAGUACCCCUGGGUCCACGAGCAGAUGUUCAAGACCUUUGACCACCAGGCGUGA
This is a messenger RNA of Sporothrix schenckii 1099-18, 732 nucleotides long. RefSeq lists its product as uncharacterized. Bases 1 to 732 code for a protein of 243 amino acids. NCBI's taxonomy places the organism in Eukaryota, Fungi, Ascomycota, Sordariomycetes, Ophiostomatales, Ophiostomataceae. The transcript has 4 exons. The record is from RefSeq and is a predicted model, not a curated record.